This is a messenger RNA of Fonsecaea erecta, 1554 nucleotides long. RefSeq lists its product as hypothetical. The transcript is spliced from 2 exons. The record is from RefSeq and is a predicted model, not a curated record. The coding region runs from base 1 to 1554 and encodes 517 amino acids. NCBI's taxonomy places the organism in Eukaryota, Fungi, Ascomycota, Eurotiomycetes, Chaetothyriales, Herpotrichiellaceae.
AUGCCCAAGACGGUAUCCCAGGCUGAUCGCCGGCAAAAUCUCGACGCUCCCCUCGACCUGUUCCCCCUCAAGGGAAACGAAGCCCCAUCGAAUGAAGAACCAGCUGCGUUAUCAAAGGAGUCUACAACCAUAAAAGCUGAGCAGGUUACUGGAAACGAGCGUCCGGCGUUGAAGGAGCGCCAACCUACAGAACGCACAUCGUGGGAAAGAACUGGUUCGAGCGAAGAGCCUGCUACGCCAGCAAUCCUGCCCAAGCUGGUGACUAGGAAAGAAACGGAUGCAAGGCCUGUUUUGCGAGGCGCUACCCUGCACCUGAACGGCCUCGUGGUCUGGCGUCGAGCAGUAGCCCAGGAGUUCAAAAAUGAGCGGCAGAUCGGGAGACUGAGAGCUGAAUCGCGGGGACCCGUCACGAGCAGCCCCCUUAAACCCCGAGCCCCCCCAGCUGCCGACCCCUACGAUGAUGAAGAUGGUGAUGAUGAUGAUGAUGACGAGGACGAGGACAUGUCUGAUGACGUUCAAGAAGCUGCGGAGAGUGAGCUCGAUGAGGCACACGGACACAACGAGGAAAUUCCUAAACAGAGUGGAGAGCAAGUAUCAACUCUGGAGUCGUUGAAAAGAACAUUACAACAAUUACAGAAAGAGAACGAGCGACUACAAGCAGCCGUUGAUGACGAUAAUAAUUUGAACGAGGAGACCGUUUCUAUUCUACAGUCACUCCUCAAGGAUGAGGCUACCCGAAGCUUGGGAUACCCCGAUGAUGGCAGCGACAUGUCCUCUCACUUAACGUUGUUCGCACCUGGUAACCUACAACUGACUGCUCGAACGGAAACCAAAGUAAUCAAGGCCCGGACGAAGAUUAUCCACUUGCUAAUUCUCGAAGCACCGUCUCCAUGGCUUCCGGAUGCUUUUUCUUGCGCCUUCGAAGUGGUUGUUGAUGCCGAAAAUGCCCAAGUCGAACAUGUUGAGUUGAAGGAGGUAAUGAGCAGAGCACGCCGUACGAAGAAGACGAAAAUCGAGAUCUUCAAGUGGGUUAAUGAUCGUUUGGAAAAUCCUCUGCAUCGACUUGAUGUAGGUGGUCUGAUCUGGGGAAUAGGACGCUGGUUCAAUGCUGCAGUGGAACGUGCUCGAGUAUUCCAGUGGCUGGACAUCAAGUACAACCGGCCCUCGUCCGACGAGGGACAUCAGAACGAAGAUGAUCGAGACCAACAGUUGACUCGGGACAGAGCCAUUGAACUAGCACGAUACCUGGAUAUGACCCAGAAUGCGGCAGUCGACGCUGAAAUGACUGUUACCGCUGGCGGCAGGAACUUCCGAAAGAAAGUCAUGCUCUCGUGGACGAUUGAUCUCGACUGGGCAGGUGGAUCUGUUUCCUCAAUCCAGGUUUCUGUCAGUGGAGUUCCGCAGAAAGCAGAGCCUGGAUUGAGGACAAUCUUCUCCAGCUUGAUCCCAACUUUGGGCGUCAAGGGAGCAUUUGAGAACAUUUGGACGCUGAUCCACGGCGACAGUGAUGAGUUCAAAUAUGUUAGCGCGUUGAAGGGCAAGAAAAAGGGAUGA